GUGUCACGCAGAUAAACCUCUAUCUGGGAGCUGAGCCUGAGUUUACACUCUGAUGGAGCCAGUGGACAGUGGAACUCAUUCGCCUGAUCGGUCUGCUUUCUGCUACUGAAGAUUUUCCUCAUCCCAACACGUUCUAGGAGAGGAAUACAAUACUUGCUUGGGGGUUUUUCCUGUUUUGCUCUUUCCCUCCUCCUCCUCUCGCUCUCUCCCUCAUCCUCUGGGCUCGAAUGCGCUCUCUCUGAACAGGUCCUCCAUCCCUCUUCCACACACCCUCUCUUCUCUCCCGUCGCCAUGGAUAUUGGCGGUCUAACCACCGUGGUGGCCAACUCGGCCUACAUCUCCGCCCGGGGCAGCAUGGACAGCACGGCCAACCCGGGUGUCAACCGCGACAAGAAGUACUUCGCCAAGCUGAAGCUGCCGCACAUCACCGUGUGCGAGGGCCUGCGGGAGGCGCUAGACGUGCAGUUCAACACCGUCUGCGUGGAGCAGCCCAUCGGCAAGCGCCUCUUCCAGGAGUUCCUGGAGUCGUCCAACGAGUACAAGGGCCCCAGCCGACUGUGGAAGGACAUCGAGGAAUACGACAGCGCGGAGGAUAAGGACCGAGUGCAGAAGGCUGCCAAGAUCAUCCAGCGGUACAUGGAGCCGUCCGCCAAGUACUUCUGCCCGUUCCUGCCGGAGAACGGCAUCACCAAGGUGAAGGAGGGGCAGCAGGAGGCCGGGGACUGUCUCUUUGCGGAGACGCUGCAGAACGUUCUGGACUUCCUGAAGGAGGUGCCUUACACCUUCUUCCUGGAGACCAUGUACUUCAAGCGCUUCCUGCAGUGGAAAUGGCUAGAGAAGCAGCCCAUCGGGGAGGACUGGUUCCUGGACUUCCGGAUCCUGGGCAAAGGGGGAUUCGGAGAGGUGUCAGCCUGCCAGAUGAGAGCCACGGGGAAGCUGUAUGCCUGCAAGAAGCUCAACAAGAAGAGGCUAAAGAAGAGGAAAGGCUAUGAGGGGGCGAUUGUGGAAAAGAGGAUUCUGGCUCGGGUCCACAGCCGCUUCAUCGUGUCACUAGCCUAUGCCUUCCAGACCAAGACGGAGCUCUGCCUCGUUAUGACCAUCAUGAAUGGGGGAGACCUCAGGUAUCACAUCUACAACGUGGAUGAGAACAACCCCGGAUUUGAGGAGCCACGGGCCUGCUACUACUCUGCCCAGAUCAUCAACGGCAUGGAGCACCUUCACAAGAAGAGAAUCAUCUACCGGGAUCUGAAACCAGAGAACGUACUGUUGGACAACGAAGGCAAUGUCCGUAUCUCUGACCUUGGGCUGGCGGUUGAACUGAAAGACGACCAGUUCAAGAUCAAAGGCUAUGCUGGAACUCCUGGCUUCAUGGCUCCAGAGCUCCUCAAAAGCGAGGAGUAUGAUUACUCUGUGGAUUACUUCACCCUGGGAGUCACUCUCUUUGAGAUGAUCGCGGCCAAAGGUCCAUUCAGAUCGAGAGGGGAGAAGGUGGAGAGCAAGGAAUUGAAGAAGCGCAUCAUCAACGACCCGGUGACCUACCCAGAGAAGUUCAGCGAGAAUGCCAAGUCCUUCUGCGAGGGCUUAUUGGCCAAGGAGCCGGACAAGCGGCUGGGAUUUAAGAACGGGAGCUGCGACGAGAUUCGAACGCAUCCGUUUUUCAGCGGCAUCAACUGGCGCAAGCUGGACGCAGGAAUCCUGCCUCCCCCGUUUGUGCCCGACUCUAAGACAGUCUAUGCGAAGGAUCUGGAUGCAGUGGGAGCUUUCUCCACGGUGAGGGGGGUCAACCUCGAAGAACCCGACAAGCAGUUCUUCGAUGAGUUCGCCUCGGGGAACAUCGCCAUUCCCUGGCAGGAGGAGAUGAUCGAGACGGGCGUGUUUGGGGAGCUUAACGUCUGGGGUGCGGGCGGGGGGGUCCCCGAUGACCUCCGACGGGAGUCCAUCUACGAACAGCCUCCCAAAUCUUCCACCUGCUGCGUCUCCUAAGGGUCAAACCAGGUCAUCUCCAUAGAAACCCACCGUUACUUUCAUUUUGCAGUUGGAUCUGCAGCUGGUUUUUACUUCUUCUGAAACAAUGAAUGGUUUCCGUGCUGCUUAUAUUCAGAUUAAAGCUUUCUUCUAUCCAUUUCUUUCAGUUUAAAUAUACAACUAAAGUAGCUGAGUCCACCUGUUUAUAUUUAGUCAUGAGUAUUGGCUCAUGCUAUGAAGAGAAAGGCUCAUUGAAUAGUUUCCUAAGUGCUCUGCAGCAAUAGAACUGUUCCGCAUAUUUUAAUAAGUAUCAUUUGAUUAAUGGCUGUGGCGAUUGGGUUUCAGGAUGAAUUGGUUUGCGUUCAGCAACAUUUCAUUAUGUGCUGUCAGAACAAUGAAUAUUAAAUUUUUUUUAAACAUAUAUCCUGGAUGGGGAAUUUUCUACAUUAUAUUUUAGUGUUUACUUUGCCGGUUUAGUUCUGUGGUGAGAGGUUACUGUUAGCGGUGACUGGUGACACGGCACCACCUGAAAUAGAGCAUUUUUUAUGUUUGUUUAUGUGCAUGUUUGUGUGUGUGUGUGUGUAUGCACGUGUGUGUAUGUGUGAGAGAGAGAUUUACUUUCAGGUAGUUGCUCUCUCAUUGAAUACCCCAAAAAGUGAGUGAAAUUGGCAAACCAAUGAUACUGGUCGUUUAAUAGUCACCGUGGACCUAAUGCUAUUCAACAUGUCUGUGAACUCACCUCAUUUUUCUAAAGUUUAGUUAUUGUUUAAUUUCUGAAUUAAAAUUAACGACAUUCUCCGAAUAGUAUAAAUGUAUACGGCUACAUUAUCUGUACUUGCAAGUGUAUGCAGCCCUAACCCUAACCUUAAACAUAACCCUCAGUCUCUGUCUGUUUUGAUCCGUUUAGCGCUUCUAGUGAAUCUGUUUUCUGAUUGGUUUGGCUUUCCAAAAUAAAUUGUUUGGAAAAUCACAGCAUGAAGGCUGCCAUUGUAAUAUAAGACAUUACGACAUGUCUCUCAAUUCUCUGCAAAUGUAAAAAAAUGCUUGUAGACUGUACAAAAGGGAAAUAAAUACAACAGUAUAAACAUAUAAAGUUAAGUUUUUUUUUUGAAAAUCAAAUCUGCUGAGAUGUGCUUAGAGACAGAAACCUUUGACACUAAUUCAUUUCACUGAUAUCAACAGUUAUUUUUUAUUCAAUGAAGUUGUAAUAUAAUUUUAAACUGACUGGACCAGACAUCGAAUGUGAUUUAUUUAAGACAACAAGACGGAAAUGUAUUAUUAGUUGAGAAAUUUAAUUACCCCCCUCUAUAUUGGUGCUGACUGGUGCCUUCAGACAUUGAGGACAUAGUUGGUGACUGGAAAUAUUUCAUGUAUUUAAUACACUUGCUAAAUUGAGUGUUCUGGAGGGUUCUAUGAGGACAGUAUACUUUGAAAUUAUCCAUGAAUCCUCUGUAGUUUUAAAUCUUUUUUUUUUUAAUGCUAAAAAGCAACAUGAACCAGAAUGGCUGCAUAUCAGGCCCAGUCUCUAGUCUGACUAAAAACCUUGGAUGUCACAUUUGACUCCUUGCUAACUCCUGAAGAUAUUUUUUACAUCUUGGAUAUACAGUAGAGCAUGUAUACGGCCAUGCCACUGAGACUGGAUGGCUCAUUAAUCUCGCCUGGAAGACUGCGAGGCUUUUUCUGAGGUGCGCUCUCUUGCCCUUCAGAAAACCGCACAGGCUGCAUUUAAGGCUUUUGUAAAACUCAACUUUUAAAAACCCUUUUUUUUCAUUAUUUGUUUUUAUCUUUUUAUGUACCAACAAACUGUUACAUUUUUAUGACCUUUGUGCAUUUUUUGUGCAUUAGUGUUUUUAAUGUGUUAUUCCAUUGUGAAUUAUUUUUGUGAAUUUUAUUGUAUAUUCCUUACUCAUGUACCAUGAAAUUACAAACCUAAUUUGGCAUUCCUUAGAUCUACUGAUGGAUAUACUGUACAAUAGACAGCACAAAUGACAGAAAUAAACUAUAACAGAUAUGCUUAUGAUGUGACUUUUGCGCCUUGGCUAAAUACAAGAUGGGGCAUCUUUCCUUAUUUUAGCAUGCAGCACAUUUUACAUUUCGCUAUUAAAAUUUAUCAGAGUAGCACAGCAGCUAAAGUGGCUGAGUCCACAUGUUCAUCUUUAGUCAUGAAUAUUGUUUAAUGCUAGGGAGAAAGGCUCAUUGAAUAGUUUUCUCAGUGCUCUGCAGCAAUAGACAUUUUCUGGGAAUUUGAGUAAAUUUUAGUAAUUUGAGCGAUUCUGGCAGGAAGGCUCUUUAGAAUUAAUUGGUCUGUUUCGAGCAACAUUUUAUUGUUUAAGUUGGACACUUGUCCAAAGAACAGGUGAAUGUUCAUAAAUAGAUUUUUGAUUGUUAAGAUACAUCCUUGAUGAAAAAUUUUAUACAAAAUUAUAUUGAAAUUUUUGACAAAAAAACAUCAAGUCCUGUGGAGGCUGUUCCGACACCUCUGAUUUUACUUUCACAGCAGCAGCUGUGAAGAGGGAAAUCGCUGUAUGGCUGAAGGGGACUGUUCCUUUAUUUUGGGAUUGGCACAAAGCACUCAGGAGGGGAAGCUUUAAAUGUGUGCGGAGGUACGGACACUUAGGGUGAUGGAAAGCUGAGAGUGACGACCACUCUCAAUCUUCCGGUCCAUUUACCACGGCAACAAAAGCACAGCGGUUUAUUUCCCGUUUAAUCCCACAAAGGAUUGAUGUUACUAUGGAAACCAGCUGAAAAAUUGUUUAAUUAAAUAAUGCAAUGAAAUAUCCCGUCACCCAUUGCACUAAUACUACUAGUAUAACAUAAGUAUGAUAAAAAUAUUUUAGUAUAACAAAAUGUUUUAUUGACUUUUAAGGUCCAGCCAACAGGUCUUGCAUAUUUAUUGCCACAUCCUUAAACAAGUGUUAGAAAUUAUAUCACAAAGAACGGACAGUAACACAUAUAGUGAAGGAGGCAGGUCUCCAUAAAAAGAGGUUUUAUUCAUUUACACAAUUUCCUGAUCAUGUGCUCUCUUGUAAAAGUUUACUGCAGUUAAGUGAAUACAUGCAGGACAAAAGACAAUAUUCAAAAUGUCUGUGUUGAACAAGGCCACAGCCUGCUGUUAAACUUCAGUUUGACAUUGUCUUAAUGUGCGAUUUCAGUGUGGUACGUCAAUUAUUAAAUUAUUAAAAUGCUGUUUCAAUAUA
Molecule: messenger RNA, 5162 nt
Organism: Anguilla rostrata (American eel)
Lineage: Eukaryota; Metazoa; Chordata; Actinopteri; Anguilliformes; Anguillidae
Gene: grk1a
Product: G protein-coupled receptor kinase 1 a
Exons: 7
Coding region: 292-1983 (563 amino acids)
Biological process (GO): visual perception; regulation of opsin-mediated signaling pathway; protein phosphorylation
Cellular component (GO): cytoplasm
Molecular function (GO): ATP binding; rhodopsin kinase activity
Source: RefSeq, a predicted model, not a curated record